Molecule: messenger RNA, 832 nt
Organism: Microbotryum saponariae
Lineage: Eukaryota; Fungi; Basidiomycota; Microbotryomycetes; Microbotryales; Microbotryaceae
Source: the annotation of a GenBank genome assembly
AUGAACGACUCGGCGCUGCAUGCCCUCUCGUCGGUCGCGGUCGGUCACGGCGGUCAUCACAGCCACCAGCCGUCGCCGCACCAACAGAUGCAACACCCACAACAUCACUCACCUCAACUCCAGCACUCGCAUCAACAGUCGCACCAUGUACCCCACCACCAUAUGCACUCCGGGAACGCAUACUCGAAUAGUCUUACAGGGAUGAACAGAUCGAGGCCACCAUCGCAAAACGGGUUCGAUCACAACUAUCCGAACGAUGCCGCUAGCUCAACGAGUUCAUCAACAACGCACGAUUUUUUCCAAACCGCAAUACGGGCCCCGGAGCCAGCCCCGACGCCGAAUCAUGAGGACCCCAACGAUGGCGCCGGCACCUCUAUCGCCGCGGACGACAACGGGAGCGAGGCACCGCUCGAAAGUCGGGACGGAGAAGAGGAGGAACAGGCCGACGAGCCAUUGUAUGUGAACGCCAAGCAAUACCAUCGGAUCAUCAAGCGGAGGGCAGCAAGGGCCAGGCUGGAAGAGAUGGGUCGAUUGUCGAGGCAGCGUAAAGUUAGUUCCUCUCCUCCCUUUCCCUCCCGUCUUCUGAGAACCCGCGGCUUAUGGUAUUUGGCGUAUUUGCUACCUUCCUUCCUUCCAGCCCUACAUCCACGAAUCACGUCACGCCCAUGCGAUGCGAAGACCACGAGGACCAGGCGGUCGGUUCCUGACAUUGGACGAGCGGAAACUGCUCGAGGCGGGGGGCAGCGUCCCAGGCGUGGACAACUAUGUCAAUACUCAGGGCGAAACAACGCAGAUGAUUCGAGCGAGGUUGGGGCUCGCUGACCCGCUAUGA